This is a messenger RNA of Strongylocentrotus purpuratus (purple sea urchin), 1400 nucleotides long. RefSeq lists its product as uncharacterized. Gene Ontology annotation, cellular component: membrane. Gene Ontology annotation, molecular function: neuropeptide receptor activity. Lineage: Eukaryota; Metazoa; Echinodermata; Echinoidea; Camarodonta; Strongylocentrotidae. Bases 1 to 1302 code for a protein of 433 amino acids. The record is from RefSeq and is a predicted model, not a curated record. The transcript has a single exon. Gene Ontology annotation, biological process: neuropeptide signaling pathway.
AUGGACGUUACGGCAAUAGUGGCUGUUUCGCUGUUCACGAUCAUCUUCGUUGUCGGCGUGCCAGGAAAUUGUUUGGUGAUUUGGGUUUUCGCAAAGAAAUCUCGCAAAACGACAACGUCCUUUUUGAUACUGAGUCUAGCGACCAUCGACCUCUGUGCCUGCUUGAUUGCUCCUAUUCAUCUGGUAAGAUCACUGGGUGGUGUUUUCAUCAAUGCAUUCUUUUGUAAAUUCAGCAUUUACGGUAGCCGUGCCUUUUCCUUUUCGGCGGUUUACCUGACGACAUUUAUCGCACUUGAUCGCUACAUGGCCGUAUGUAAACCUUUGGAGAUUAGAUCAAAUGCGCGUAGGAUCAUUGCAGUGAUUCUAGUGAGCAUCGGACUAGCCGUAUCAGGAAAUAUUCAAUUUGCAUUGUUUGUGAAACCAGUCCAGAUUGGUCCCGUCAAGAAGUGUAUUUACCGAGGUGGACCCGACUGGCUUGAUCUGAGCAAUGAAAUAUUCACCUCUAUAUCGUACCUACUAGCACUGAUUAUCUGCACUUGCGUUUAUGUCAGGAUCUAUCUAGAAAUUCGCAAACAGAUGAAGGUUCGGGCAGGACUUGUAGGAAAUACCGGUCAAAUAUCGCUUAGCGCCCAACGUCCAGGAAAUACAAUCAGCAAUGGUCGCAGAUUUGUAACAACGGAUGGUGACGUCGGGACCAACAAAAGGGUGACAUCAAGAAAAUGUGACCUUCCGAAGCAGGGAGAAACUAUGGCGAUUCUGUCUGGAAAUCAUAUACAGGACGCUAGCAACAGUGUCUCUGACUUAUUUUCCUCUGGAGGCAGCGUUAGUAUAUUGACACGCCCAACGUCCAACGGCAGUCCACCGAUAAACCCUGUGGAGAUGGGAGCCGGACAUCUCCAGCACCCCAAGGCACCCGCCCGUGUACCCCAACAGGACGCUCCGUCUGAAGACUGCUCCACCUAUCCUGAAACCGACAACCAAGACAACGCCGGCCGACCAACAAGGAGAGACAUGGCUAAACCAUCCCAAGGCAAUCGGCAGAGAAAAGAACGCAUCAUGACGCGAAUGUUGCUCGGGACAAACCUCAUCCUAAUCCUGUCCUGGCUACCAUCUUUCAUCCUCACCAAUGUCCCCGAUGAGGCAGUAGCUGCGUACCGCGCGAAGGCAUCACAAGGCAUCGUUGUUGCAUUCUCCUACCAGUUGCGAACCCUUAAUCACAUUGUCGGCAUCUUUGUUUACGCACUCCUUAACGCAAAUUUUAGAAAAGAUUGUAAAGCCAUAUUUUUGAAGUGCAAAAAGUAAAUAUGGCACAUUCGUUCGACGAGGUGUUUGUAAAAUGACUUCGUCUGCGCAUUUUCAUUAAAAAAAAAAUUCGCACAAACCUUGUACUAUGUUAAAAG